Molecule: messenger RNA, 918 nt
Organism: Ostreococcus tauri
Lineage: Eukaryota; Viridiplantae; Chlorophyta; Mamiellophyceae; Mamiellales; Bathycoccaceae
Product: Domain of unknown function DUF125, transmembrane
Exons: 1
Coding region: 1-918 (305 amino acids)
Source: RefSeq, a predicted model, not a curated record
AUGUCUCUCGACGUGCGUUGUGGUGACGAUAUUGACGAACUUUCUUUCACCGAUUGGCUCCAGGGAACGACGAGUCGACCGAUCGGUCUCACCGGCGGCGCGCGAGGCGGUUGGAAGGCGUCCAGUCGCGUCGACGUCAAGCCCAAGGAACGGAAAGUCGCGAAAGCGCCGUCCACGCGCGCCUCUGGGGAUGGUUCUCGUAGAAGACGAAACUUAUCCGACGCGCUGUCGUUCACGGGACGCGGUUUGGAGUCCGCGCGCGCGGUCUCGGCGUCUACCUCGGAGUCGGCGCGAAGCGCGGAGCCGAGAAAACGAGAGCGAAGAGAACGACGCGCGAAGCCGAACGCGCCGAAGUUUGCUUGGAUACGGCGAUGGUUCUCGUGCGUGCACGCGUCAUCGAUCGCGGACGAGGUUUGGAUCGCGCCCGUAGAGCUGGAAUCACGCGAGACCGACGACGGGGCGCCGAACGCAAAGUCGCGAGUGAAAUCGGAAGCCCGACUGCAGGCGAGAAACCGCGCGGCCAGAUCACGCGCCCGACGCAGCAGCGUGUGUUUACAGUCGGUGAGUGAGAUGAGUGAAGCAUCGCUCGACGAGGCGAUCGAUGCGUUCGCGCGAGCGCGAGGGCGCUUGACGCCGGAGUUUGAGUCCACCGCCUCUGUGGACGAACGCUCCAUCGACGCGUCUAGAGCAAUCGAACUCACUGAUUCGUUCAAUCAGGUCGAUCAUCGAGCGUGGGGACGGUUUGUCAUCGCUGGUGAUUUACACGACGAGCCUGACGUCUCGUCCGCGUCGACACCUGAGAAUCUGGGCCAGCUGUUUGACGAGGCGGCUCAGCCCCGGUCCGAGGCAGCUUCGGUGCCCAUCGCGCUAAUCGCUCCUCACACACCGUCGCUCGACGGUCGUCCGUCAUCCGCGUGA